GAACGCUGGUUGCUGCUUAAGAAAAAGUGAUCCACAGUGUUCCUGACGUCCAGGUUGAGGAAGUCUGAAGUUUAGGUGUUUGAUUCACACAUUUCUUUCAGAUCUGGUUUACCGUAGGUCGACACGAUGUCCGGCGGUCCCCAUAAUGCUAAGGAGGCCAUGAAUAUAUACUGUAUAACCCUCAACGGCCCGGCACCAUGGGGCUUCAGACUUCAGGGGGGGAAGGACUUCAGCAUGCCCCUGACUGUGUCCAGGCUGACCCCCGGGGGUAAGGCCGCCCAGGCCGGUGUGGGCGUGGGAGAUUGGGUGGUGUCCAUCGGAGAGACCAACGCAGAAGACAUGACCCAUGUGGAGGCACAGAACAAGAUCAGAGCAGCAGAGGAGUCUCUCACCCUCACCCUCAGCAAAGCUUUCCAUGCGGGUGGCGAUCAGAAGGAUUCACUCGCCCCCGCCUCGGUUCAGCCCAAAUACUCCUUCGCCCCCAGCACCGCUAUCAACAAGAUGGCGCGACCAUUCACGCCGGGUGGCGGCAACACGGUCAUUAAGCCAGUGACAUACGCCCCUAAAGUAAACACCCCGGCCUCAGCGCCCCCCGCCAGCAUGCUACAGCCACACAACGGCGUCAAGGCCUCUCUGUCACCUGCUAAGGCCCAGACCCAGACAGCAGACAAACCUGACGCCUCUAAGACUUCAGCUACAGUCACGGCUGGUCCUCUGGUACGUCCUCCGUGGGUGACCGACCCAGGGUUCGCUGACCGUUACGCCCCAGACAAGACCAGUACGGUCCUGACCCAGCACAGGCAGCCGGCCCAGCCGACGCCCAUGCAGAACCGCUCCUCGAUCCUACAGGCGGCUCAGCAGGCACCCGAGGACAGCGGAAGGACCCCUCUCUGUGGAGCCUGCAACAAGAUCAUUAGGGGCCGGUACCUGGUGGCUCUGGGUCAGUCCUGGCACCCAGAAGAGUUCCAGUGUUCCCAGUGUAAGGUGAUGUUAGAUGAGGGAGGAUUCUUCGAGGAGAAAGGCUCAGUCUUCUGCUCCAAGUGUUAUGAUAACCGCUACGCUCCCAACUGUGCCAAAUGCAAGAAGACGAUCGUAGGGGAUAUCAUGCAUGCUCUGAAGAUGACCUACCAUGUCCAGUGUUUCAUGUGUGCUGCGUGUAAGAGCCCCAUCAGAAACCAGGCCUUCUAUAUGGAGGAGGGAGAACCUUACUGUGAGAGAGAUUAUGAGAAGAUGUUUGGUACUAAGUGUCAUGGCUGUGACUUUAAGAUCGAUGCUGGGGACCGCUUCCUAGAGGCCUUGGGAUACAGUUGGCACGACACCUGCUUUGUCUGCGCUUUCUGCCAGAUCAACCUGGAAGGAAAGACCUUCUACUCUAAGAAGGAUAAGCCGCUGUGUAAAGGCCAUGCCUUCACUCCCGUCUGAGAGGGAGAGAGGUGGUUCAGACAGGAGACCUUCACCAUUCUCUGAACCCUGAAGACCUGUAGAGUGGCCAGUUAAUCGCCACUCCACUGCAAACCAGACAGCAUCAGUGCAUCAGAUCCUCACUUAUCGCUCAGCUACAGAUAGAUUCAGCUGCACCUCAUCCUUCAACUUCUAUCCCUGGACUUUCCAAAUGCAUCCUGUACUGGCUCCUUUCACGAAGAGCUAAAGGAAUGUGAAUGUUAACCUUUCUGACCUUAACCACCGAGUUUCUCUACUGUUGUUACUCAUAGCAGGUUACUCUAGUAUCAAAUGUAAUGGUAUAACGAAGUGAGACAUUUUUAGUAUUGUGUGUAGUGUUAUUACAAACGGAGUCAUUUCAAGCCUUCGCUCCUCUAACUCUAACUCUGCGUAUUGUCAGUGAAUAUAUAUAUAUAUAUAUAUUAUAUAUAUAUAUAUAAUGUCAUUCUUCCCUCUGUGAUUGUGGUGAUCGCCAUCUGUUGUUCACAGGUCAUCCUGUACUCCAGUGUGUGUGAUGGUGUUUGGGAAUUGCCUAUUCGUCUGGUGAAAUGUCAGGCUCAGCCCCUUCUAAUCUCAACCUCGUUCAUUUCACUUUUAAGUGCCUUUUUAAAAAAAAAAAAAAACAUUUUUUAAGUUGAACCAACCAUUUAGUGUGUCAUUUUCUGAGAUGUUACAUUAACUGUCGCUGCACCACCGUCCUCAUUUACAGUCUCUGGUCCGUUCGACAACCCUUUGGUUACUGCAGUAAUUAAGGUGAUUUUAAUGGGGAUCCUUACUCCAGUACUUCAGGUGAUGUACGGGGUAACCUUACUCCAGUAAUUAAGGUGUACGGGAUAACCUUACUCCAGUAAUUAAGGCGAUUUUAAUGGGGAUCCUUACUCCAGUACUUCAGGUGAUUUUAAUGGGGACCCUUACUCCAGUACUUCAGGUGAUUUUAAUGGGGACCCUUACUCCAGUACUUCAGGUGAUUUUAAUGGGGACCCUUACUCCAGUAAUUCAGGUGAUUUUAAUGGGGACCCUUACUGCAGUUUUUAAGGUGAUUUUUAAUGGGGACCCUUACUCCAGUAAUUAAGGUGAUUUUAAUGGGGACCCUUACUGCAGUACUUAAGGUGAUUUUAAUGGGGACCCUUACUCCAGUACUUAAGGUGAUUUUAAUGGGGACCCUUACUCCAGUACUUAAGGUGAUUUUAAUGGGGACCCUUACUGCAGUACUUAAGGUGAUUUUAAUGGGGACCCUUACUGCAGUACUUAAGGUGAUUUUAAUGGGGACCCUUACUGCAGUACUUAAGGUGAUUUUAAUGGGGAACCUUACUCCAGUACUUAAGGUGAUUUUAAUGGGGACCCUUACUCCAGUACUUCAGGUGAUUUUAAUGGGGACCCUUACUCCAGUACUUCAGGUGAUUUUAAUGGGGACCCUUACUCCAGUACUUCAGGUGAUUUUAAUGGGGACCCUUACUGCAGUUUUUAAGGUGAUUUUUAAUGGGGACCCUUACUCCAGUACUUAAGGUGAUUUUAAUGGGGAACCUUACUGCAGUACUUAAGGUGAUUUUAAUGGGGACCCUUACUCCAGUACUUCAGGUGAUUUUAAUGGGGACCCUUACUCCAGUACUUAAGGUGAUUUUAAUGGGGAACCUUACUCCAGUACUUAAGGUGAUUUUAAUGGGGACCCUUACUGCAGUACUUAAGGUGAUUUUAAUGGGGACCCUUACUCCAGUACUUCAGGUGAUUUUAAUGGGGACCCUUACUCCAGUAAUUCAGGUGAUUUUAAUGGGGACCCUUACUCCAGUACUUCAGGUGAUUUUAAUGGGGACCCUUACUCCAGUAAUUCAGGUGAUUUUAAUGGGGAACCUUACUGCAGUACUUAAGGUGAUUUUAAUGGGGACCCUUACUGCAGUACUUAAGGUGAUUUUAAUGGGGACCCUUACUCCAGUACUUAAGGUGAUUUUAAUGGGGAACCUUACUGCAGUACUUAAGGUGAUUUUAAUGGGGACCCUUACUGCAGUACUUAAGGUGAUUUUAAUGGGGACCCUUACUCCAGUACUUAAGGUGAUUUUAAUGGGGACCCUUACUCCAGUACUUCAGGUGAUUUUAAUGGGGACCCUUACUCCAGUACUUCAGGUGAUUUUAAUGGGGACCCUUACUGCAGUUUUUAAGGUGAUUUUUAAUGGGGACCCUUACUGCAGUACUUAAGGUGAUUUUAAUGGGGACCCUUACUGCAGUACUUAAGGUGAGUUUAAUGGGGACCCUUACUCCAGUACUUAAGGUAAUGUAUGGGGUAACCUUACUCCAGUACUUAAGGUGAUUUUAAUGGGGACCCUUACUCCAGUACUUAAGGUAAUGUAUGGGGCAACCUUACUCCAGUACUUAAGGUGAUUUUAAUGGGGACCCUUACUCCAGUACUUAACGUGAUUUUAAUGGGGACCCUUACUCCAGUACUUAAGGUAAUGUACGGGGCAACCUUACUGCAGUAAUUAAGGUAAUAGGAACUCAGUCAUGUGGAACUAGUUACUGUACUUACUGUAAUACUCUCCCUUGUGUGCGUUCCAAAUGGCGCACCCUAUUCCUUAUAUAGUGCACUCACAUUUGUAUGGGCUCUGGUAAAAAACACUAGUGCACUAUAAAUGAAAUAGGGAGUCCCUUCGGGACACAGCCCAUAUUGCACUAGUCACUAUAAAAACUGUCCGACACUCCAUAUUGACCCCAGGGACCCAGAAUGCACCACUUCACAUCAGCUGUGUUAUUAAUUGAGUAAUGUAAAUCAGAAUAGUACACCAUAAAAAAAGGAGUAGCGUUUUGAAGCAACACUAUCAAUGUACAGCAUAUGGAAUUAAACGCUGUUUACAGGGCUGGGAGUCAAAUGCAGUUUCAACUGUGGCUCUUGAAUGGAGGAUAAUCUUAUAGCCAAUUAUAUUCUAGAACGUUCUAAAUUCAGUUGGAAUUGACCCCAACUCUGUGAAGGGAUUUGUAGUCGUUUUGUUGUCCUGGGAUUUGUAGUCGUUGUGUUGUCCUGGGAUUGGUAGUCGUUGUGUUGUCCUGGGAUUUGUAGUCGUUGUGUUGUCCUGGGAUUUGUAGUCGUUGUUGUCUUGGGAUUGGUAGUCGUUGUGUUGUCUUGGGAUUGGUAGUCGUUGUGUUGUCUUGGGAUUGGUAGUCGUUGUGUUGUCUUGGGAUUGGUAGUCGUUGUGUUGUCUUGGGAUUGGUAGUCGUUGUGUUGUCUUGGGAUUGGUAGUCGUUGUGUUGUCUUGGGAUUGGUAGUCGUUGUGUUGUCUUGGGAUUGGUAGUCGUUGUGUUGUCUUGGGAUUGGUAGUCGUUGUGUUGUCUUGGGAUUGGUAGUCGUUGUGUUGUCUUGGGAUUGGUAGUCGUUGUGUUGUCUUGGGAUUGGUAGUUGUUGUGUUGUCUUGGGAUUGGUAGUCGUUGUGUUGUCUUGGGAUUGGUAGUCGUUGUGUUGUCUUGGGAUUGGUAGUCGUUGUGUUGUCUUGGGAUUGGUAGUCGUUGUGUUGUCUUGGGAUUGGUAGUCGUUGUGUUGUCUUGGGAUUGGUAGUCCUUGUGUUGUCUUGGGAUUGGUAGUCCUUGUGUUGUCUUGGGAUUGGUAGUCCUUGUGUUGUCUUGGGAUUGGUAGUCCUUGUGUUGUCUUGGGAUUGGUAGUCGUUGUGUUGUCUUGGGAUUGGUAGUCGUUGUGUUAUCCUGGGAUUUGUAGUCCAUUGUGUUGUCCUGGGAUUGGUAGUCCAUUGUGUUGUCCUGGGAUUGGUAGUCGUUGUGUUAUCCUGGGAUUUGUAGUCCAUUGUGUUGUCCUGGGAUUGGUAGUCCAUUGUGUUGUCCUGGGAUUGGUAGUCCAUUGUGUUAUCCUGGGAUUUGUAGUCCAUUGUGUUGUCCUGGGAUUGGUAGUCCAUUGUGUUGUCCUGGGAUUGGUAGUCGUUGUGUUAUCCUGGGAUUUGUAGUCCAUUGUGUUGUCCUGGGAUUGGUAGUCAUUCUACAGAAGUGACUGUAUGUAUUGGACCAAAUACUGUAUGGUCUAGGGUUCUAUUCAAUCCGAAUCCCGGAGGUGCAGCGUGAUUGUUCCCGCGUGGGACGGAGACUGCAUUCCUGGUAAAUGAUGUCGGCUCAAUCCACAAAUUUACAUUCAGAGCGAGCAAUCUGUAUAAUGUCAAACGACACAUUGAAUAGAGCUCAUGUCUCACAAGAGACCUGUAAGUAAGUACACUGAACAAAAAUAUAAAUGGUUUAAUAUACUGAACAAAAAUAUAAACGCAACAAUUUUAAAGAUUUUUCUGAGUUCCAGUUAAUAGAAGGAAAUCAGUCAAUUGAAAUAAAUUAAUUAGGCCCUAAUCUAUGGAUUACACAGGACUGGGCAGAGGCACAGCCUUGUUUGGGGCUUUAUUUAAGACAAAUACUCCUCAGUUUCAUCAGCUGUCAGGGUGGCUGGUCUCAGACGUUCCUGCAGGUGAAGAAGCUGGAUGUGGAGGUCCUUGGCUGGUUGGUUGGACGUACUGCCAAAUCUUCAUAAAACGACGUUGGAGGCGGCUUAUGGUAGAGAAAUUAACAUUAAAUUCUCUGGCAACAGCUCUGGUGAAAGUUCCUGCAGUCAACAUGCCAAUUACACGCUCCAUUGUGUUGUGGGACGAAACGGCAUUUCAGAGUGGCCUUUUAUUGUCCCCAGCACAAGGUGCACCUGUGUAAUGAUCAUGCUGUUUAAGCAGCUUAUUGAUAUGCCACACCUGUCAGGUGGAUGGAUUAUCUCGGCAUUGGAGAAAUGCUCACUAAACAGGGAUGUAAACACAUUUGUGCACAAAAUUAGAGAGAGAGAAGCUUUUUUGUAAGUAUGGAACAUUUCUGGGAUAUUUUAUUUCAACUCAUGAAUCCUGGGACACUAUACAUGUUACGUUCAUAAUUUUUGUUCAGUAUAUUUAUGUAAUGGGUGUGUUUGAAAGGACUGUGUGUUUUGAAACCUAAUUAUUUUGUAAUGUACUGUGUUCGCUGACUAGUGAGAUUGGUUCACUUCUGAUAUGUACUCAUUUCUACUUUUGUACGUCAACCUCUGCUCCAAGAACAAUGGGAUUAUAAUAACAGAUAUACUAACAAAUAUAUAUGUAUUUUACUAUUUGUUUUAUAUUAAAGUAUUGUAUACCAAGUGCCUUCUCAAGCUUUACACACACUGAGCUUUAAAAUAAUUCUUAAAUUCGAACGAAAAACUGCUGUAUUCAUUUGUGUACACGCUAGAGAUGUUUUUAGCGAAAUAAUUGAUAUCUUUGAUCAAGGAUUUGGUAUCAGAACCAGUCAAUCAAUAAAACAUGUCUGUAUUCUUCCA
Molecule: messenger RNA, 6742 nt
Organism: Oncorhynchus keta (chum salmon)
Lineage: Eukaryota; Metazoa; Chordata; Actinopteri; Salmoniformes; Salmonidae
Product: PDZ and LIM domain protein 7-like
Exons: 20
Coding region: 127-1422 (431 amino acids)
Biological process (GO): heart development; muscle structure development; actin cytoskeleton organization
Cellular component (GO): stress fiber; adherens junction; filamentous actin
Molecular function (GO): actin binding; muscle alpha-actinin binding
Source: RefSeq, a predicted model, not a curated record